Knipowitschia caucasica is the source of this 1014-nucleotide messenger RNA. Lineage: Eukaryota; Metazoa; Chordata; Actinopteri; Gobiiformes; Gobiidae. The record is from the annotation of a GenBank genome assembly.
AUGGCUCAGAAUAACUGCACCACUUUGUUUCCAAACGUCACAACACAACAUCAAGACAAGUUCUUCUUCAGGGUUGAGAAUGGAGCGUUUAAAGCCACAGCGUCGUGUCAGGCCAUUCAAGUCAACGUACGAGAUUCCUGGAGUCCUAUAAUCACAGUCUCUGGUGCUCAGACAGAGACACAGGUGGUGACUGUGACCUGCUCAGCGGUCACUCCCUGCCCAAGUGCCCCUCCUCGCCUCACAUGGAACCUCCACCAAGACUCUGCCAGCGACACAGAGAGAAGCCCAGACGGAACACGUACCACUAAAAUCACUCACAGAAUAACUCUGACACACUCUCACGAUGAGCACAAAGUCAAUUGCACAGCUGCGUAUCGUGUCAAUGGAGAAUUAAGGAAGGCUUCCACUACAAUCAAGCUCAAUGUCACGUAUGGUCCUAAAAACACGUCUGUUGUGGUCAGUCCACCUGGUCCACUGUCUGCAGGUCAGUCUGUGACUCUGAGCUGCAGCAGCAGAGCUCAGCCUCCUGUGCAGCGCUUCACCUGGUUCAGACGCAGCGGCUCACACACACCGGUCAACGUCAGUGCAGGACACACAUACAGCUUCAACUUCAGCCUCGCUGCACAUGGACAGUAUUACUGCGAGGCUCAUAGUGCACUCGGAAAACAGGCGUCUCAAGUCAUGCUGGUGGGCCCUGGAGGCGUGAGAGCAGCCGGCAGCUCGUCUCAGACUGCAGCCAUCGCUGGAGGAAUCGUUUCAAUUCUUCUGGUCGUUAUUGUGAUCUUUGCCAUUUGGAAAUACAAGUCAAAACGCAAACGCUCCCAGAAGAAAAGACAGGCGGCGGUCGCUUCAGGACGUCCACAGAAUGAUGCUGAGGUUCAUUAUGGUCAGAUCCACUUCUCCAAACCACCACAUGAGUCAAAGAGCUCUGUGUGUGACAAGAACCAGGAAACUGUGUACUCUGCGGUGAAAGGAUCCAACAUGGCCGAGAGCAUGGCUCUCUACGCUCCGUGA